AUGUCCUCUGCCGCUUCUUCAGGUCAGGCAGACGACCUUGGGCUGAUUUUCCAAAAUCUCAAGUCGCGCAGCGCGGAUGUCCGGUUACAGGCCGCGAAGGAAUUGCGACGCUAUGUCUCGAAUACCGUCGCCGAGAUGUCCUCGGACGCUGCAGCCAAAGUAUGGGACGAUACCAUUAACAGGAGGCUGUUCGAUCUGGUGCACGGCCAGAAUAACUGGGAGAAGUUGGGAGGGAUAACAGCCAUCGACCACCUGCUGGAUGUCGAGGGGGAGGAUAUCGAAUCCCGGAGGAACCUCUUCCGGUUCUACAACUAUGUCAAGUUCCUCCUCCCCAACUCCGACAUCAACGUGAUGCUCGCCGCCUCCAAGACGCUCGGCCAGAUAGCAGAAAUCGGCGGGGCGGCGUUCGGCGAGCGCUUCAUGGAAUUUGAGGUCUCCGCCGCCAUCGAGCUACUCCAGUCCGACAAGCAGGAGCCAGGCCGCUACGCGGGCGUGCUCAUCUUGAAGGAGCUCGCACGGCACAGCCCGAUAUACUUCCACUCGCACAUUGGGGUCGUCUUUGAUAAGAUCCUCGUGCCCCUGCGGGACUCCCGAGUGAUUGUUAGGGAGGGGGCCGCCGAGCUGCUGGCUGCAUGUCUGGAGAUAGUGAUGCAGCGCGAGAGACAGACCUUCAGCCCGUAUCUCCUGCAGAUCUUCCAGGAUGCUCAGCUUGGCUUGAAGAUGAGCCAGCCGGAGGUCAUCCAUGGGUCACUCCUGACCUACCGCGAACUGCUGUUACACGGCGGAAUGUUCAUGAAAGAGACGUUCCUGGAUACUGCGGAACAGAUCUUGAAGUUUAGGUCACACCGAGAUGCGCUGGUGCGGAAGAUGGUGAUAACACUGAUUCCCACUCUCGCGUCGUACGACACACAGACAUUCUGCGAACACUUCCUCCACAAAGCCAUGAGCCAUCUCUUGACACAAUUGGAUAAGCCGAAUGAACGGUCUUUUGCGUUUGUCGCUAUCGGACACGUUGCAACUGCCGUUGGAAGCGAGAUGAAACAAUUUCUCGAGCCCAUUAUGGCACAAAUCAAGCAAGGCCUCCAAAAUAGAGGGAAGAAGAAUGCUCCUCCAGAGGAAGCGCUCUUCCAAUGCGUGGGCAUGCUGGCUACGGCCGUCGGGCCCAACUUGACCAAGUUGCUACAUGACCAACUGGAUUUGAUGUUCAGCUGCGGACUGAGCGAGCCAUUGCGACAGGCGCUUGUGGCCAUUGCUCGGCACAUAACCCCGCUUCUGAAGACUAUUCAAGGUGCGUAUCCUGCCGGCACGGCAAAAACCCCAGAACUUAUCACGUUGGCGCUGACAACCUUAGGCACUUUCGACUUUAGCGGUCAUGUAUUGAACGAGUUCGUGCGCACUUGCGCCCUGCCGUACUUGGAGGACGACCAUCCAGAAGUCAGGCGGGCGGCUGCUUUGACGUGCUGUCGACUCUUCAUUCGCGACCCCAUCUGCUACCAAGCCAGCAAUCAUGCCAUCGAGGUCAUCAGCGACGUUCUCGACAAGCUUCUGACUGUGGGGAUCGCUGAUCCAGAUCCGACCAUCCGUCAGACGGUGCUGUCGUCGCUUCAUGAACGUUUCGAUAAACAUCUGGCACAAGCAGAGAAUGUGCGGUCGUUGUUCAUCGCGCUCAACGAUGAAGUGUUCAAAAAUCGAGAAAUUGCUGUUGGGCUCAUAGGCCGAUUAGCGAUGCAUAAUCCUGCCUAUGUCAUGCCUUCGUUGAGGAAAGCGCUUAUCCAACUAUUGACAGAGUUGGAGUAUUCCACUGUAACCCGAAGCCGAGAGGAAUGUACCCGACUCCUGACGUCUCUCAUAGCGGCUACGCAACGACUCAUCAAACCAUAUGCUGUCCCGAUGUUAAGAGUCCUUUUACAGAAGGCUAACGAUGCGAACGCGAGCGUCGCCGCUAACGUCAUCAUGUGUCUCGGGGAGCUGGCUUGCGCUGGUGGUGAAGAUGUUCUUCCUCACGUUCCUGAGCUUAUGGAAGUCAUCAUUGCCAAACUGUCUGAUCCAUCGUUGGCCAAGCGAGACGCGGCGAUCUGCACGCUGGGUCAAGUGUGCUCGAGCACUGGAUAUGUUAUAACUCCACUCGUGGAUUAUCCGCAACUUCUCCCGCUGCUGGGUAAGAUUUUGAAGACGGAACAGGCUCCGCAUGUCAGGAGAGAUGUUGUCAAGGUCCUGGGUAUUCUAGGUGCACUGGAUCCGUACCGGCGAAAGACUAGGCCAGGCGAUGAAGCAGGAGACGAGAAGUCUGUGGCAGCGGUUAAUGCCAUCCCGCUCACCCAGAGCAACACGACUGCCGCGUCUGAUGAUUACUACCAAACCGUGGUCAUCAAUGCAUUGCUCAAUGUGCUCAAGGAUCAGUCUCUCAGCAGUCAUCAUCAUACCGUAAUCGAAGCAAUCAUGUCUAUAUUCAAGACGCAGGGUCUGAAAUGUGUCACAUUCUUGCCUCAAAUUAUCCCUGCGUUUGCACUAGUCACUAGAAUCUCUCCCGCGAGAGUUCAAGACUUCCAUCUACAGCAGCUUGCUAUUCUUGUGGGUAUAAUCAAGCAGCACGUUCGGAAUUACACACCCGAGAUCUUUGGCUUGAUCACGGAGCUAUGGGACAACUCGUCCUUGCAUCUGCCAAUUGUUUCCUUGGUGGAAUCCCUGGGUAAAGCUCUGGAUGCUGAAUUUAAGCCCUUCCUCCCGACUAUCUUGCCUCUCAUGCUCAAAGUCUUCGAUGGCGAACUAAACGACAAGAGAUCCAACACGCAGAUGAAAGUAUUCGACGCAUUCCUUACGUUUGGGGCUAACAUAGAGGAGUAUCUUCAUCUUGUUAUUCCAAUUAUCGUGAAGACCUAUGAGCGACCUGAGGCACCUACGGGGCUGCGGAAGCGGGCCAUACAGACCAUCGACGGUUUAUCGCGGAAGGUCAACUUCUCUGACCACGCAUCUCGGAUCAUUCAUCCGUUGAAUCGCGUCCUGGCCAGCGCCAGCAACGAGUUAAGGAUGACAGUCAUGGAUACGCUUUGUUCUCUGGUCGUGCAGUUGGGCUCCGACUUCGCCAUUUUUGUGCCCACGAUAAAGAAGUGCAUGGUCAAGCAUCGCAUCACCCAUCCGAAAUACGAGAAUCUCAUCUCCAAACUGUUAAACGGUGAACGCCUGCCUCAGGAGGCUGGAGUCCUGGAAAUUCUGAUGAAUGAAAGUUCUAAGGCCGCCGAGUUCUCCGCGCCUGCGGAAGCAUCUAAGAUGACAGUGAACCAACAACAUCUCAAGCAAGCUUGGGACGUGUCGCAAGUCUCUACCAAGGACGACUGGAACGAGUGGAUGCACCGACUGUCUGUGGAGUUCAUGAAGGAGUCUCCGUCUCACGCACUUAGGGCAUGUAUGAGCCUUGUGGAUAUUCAUCAACCCCUCGCCAAGGAACUAUUCAACGCGGCAUUUAUUUCUUGCUGGAGCGAGCUCUACGACCAGUACCAGGAAGACCUCGUGCGCUCCAUUGAGUAUGCUAUCACAUCCAAUACGGCACCUUCCGAGUUGAUUCAUCGUUUGCUGAACCUGGCCGAAUUCAUGGAACACGAAGAGAAGCCCCUCCCUAUAGAAAACCGUACCCUUGGGGAGUAUGCUAUGAGAUAUCAUGCCUACGCGAAGGCACUGCACUACAAGGAACUGGAGUUCUUCUCGGAAACAUCCCCUACUAUCAUCGAAGCACUGAUAGGUAUCAACACCAAACUCCAGCAGCAUGACGCGGCUUGGGGAACUUUGCAGAUUGCUAAGGAGCAAUACGACGUAACCAAGCAUGAAGAGUGGUACGAACGAUUGGGACGGUGGCAAGAAGCUCUAGUCGCCUACGAGAAGAAGGCGGAAGAAGAUCCCGAUGCGCCUGAUAUCGCUAUUGGAAAGAUGAAGUGCCUGCAUGCGCUCGGCGAAUGGGAUCAGCUUGCAGCACAAGUCGAGGAGAACUGGGCUAAUGCAAGCCACGAGGAUCGCCGGGAAAUUGCACCGAUGGCAACUGCCGCUGCGUGGUCAUUGAAUGAAUGGGAUUCGAUGGAGGAUUACAUUCAGACGAUGAGGAGUGACUCUGCUGAUCGCGCAUUCUACAAGGCCAUCCUCUGUGUUCACCAAAACCAAUUCCCCAAGGCACUAACCCAGAUCACGAAGGCUCGCGAUCUUCUAGAUCCUGAGCUCACGUCCUUCGUCGGAGAGAGCUAUAGCCGGUCUUACAAUACGAUGGUUCGAGCGCAGAUGCUAUCCGAGCUUGAAGAAAUCAUCCAGUACAAGCAAUACGCUGACCAGCCUGAUCGCCAGCGGACUAUGCGGAAGACCUGGAUGAAACGACUGCAAGGCUGUCAGCCAGACGUCGAGGUUUGGCAACGGAUACUGCAAGUUAGGACCCUUGUUCUCAAUCCGGAAGACGAUCCCGUAAUGUGGAUCAAGUUCGCAAAUUUAUGUAGGAAGUCAGACCGAAUGGUCCUGGCUGAGAAAACCCUGAACUCGCUCUACUCCGUUGAUCGCCCGCAGUUCCUUCGGGAUCAUCGGCAUGUCAAGGCACCACCGAAUGUCGUUUAUGCUCAGCUCAAGUUCAUGUGGGCCAACGGCGCUCGAGAAGAAUGUCUCAACUUCUUGCACGAAUUCACGAACAACCUUGCCAGAGAUCUUCAACUGGAAACGAGUGAACGUGGGCAGCGACCUGGCGUCUCUAAGCAGAAGCUUGACGAGUUAUCGAGAUUGCUGGCGAGAUGUUACUUCAAGCAAGGCCAAUGGCAGGCCGAAGCUCAGGAUGGCUGGGAAUCGAGGAACAUCAAGGAGAUAUUGCACUCAUACCUGCUUGCUACUCACUACGACUCCACGUGGUAUAAGGCCUGGCACACAUGGGCACUAGCCAACUUUGAAGUCGUGGGUUAUCUGGAAAAUCAAGAGGAGACGAGAACAACAGAUGUCGUAGGGACCGGCCUGGUUGCCCAUAUUGUCUCUGCCGUCCAAGGGUUCUUCCGCUCGAUAGGUCUCAGAAAUGAGAACGCUUUGCAAGACACGCUGCGGCUCUUGACCCUUUGGUUCAAGUACGGUGCGCAUGACGAUGUUAGUCAUGCCAUGGGCAGUGGAUUCGCAACUGUGGAAGUCGACACGUGGCUGGAAGUCAUACCGCAGGUCAUUGCCAGGAUCCAGACGCCGAGUGCCAAUAUCCGCAGGAACAUCAACAAUCUCCUGACAGACGUUGGAAAACAUCAUCCCCAAGCGUUAAUCUACCCGUUGACUGUUGCUUCGAAAUCAUCAAGUUUAUCGCGCAAGAACGCUGCUCUUGCCAUCAUGGACCGUAUGCGCGAGCAUAGCUCUACCAUCGUCGAACAGGCUUUGCUCGUUAGCCAGGAGCUCAUAAGGGUAGCGAUCUUAUGGCACGAAUUAUGGCACGAGGGCCUGGAAGAAGCCUCGCGACUGUACUUCACGGAUAAGGACCCAGAGGGUAUGAUUGCUGCUUUGGAGCCAUUGCAUGAUAUGUUGGAAGCCGGCCCUACAACAGCACGCGAGACUUCUUUCGCCCAAGUCUUCGGUCGAGAUCUACAUGAAGCACGUGAGGCAUGCCGACGGUAUAGGGUAUACGGGGAUCCUGCCGAGUUGGAUAAAGCUUGGGAUAUCUAUUAUGGAGUAUUCAAGAAGAUCGAGAAGCAGUUACCACAGCUAACUACUCUUGACCUGCAAUACGUUUCCCCCGAACUCCUAAAAGCGCGUAACCUAGAUCUUGCAGUCCCAGGAACCUAUCAAAGCGGGCGACCCAUUAUCACGAUCGUCAGCUUCUCCAGUAAAUUCACAGUCAUAUCUUCCAAACAGCGUCCUCGUCGAUUCUCUCUGAGAGGAAGCGACGGUCGCGACUAUCUAUAUGUCCUCAAAGGCCACGAGGAUCUUCGGCAGGACGAGAGGGUUAUGCAGCUGUUCAGUCUGGUUAACACGUUGCUCUCUGUGGAUACGAACAGCUACAAGCGGCGUCUUCAUAUCCAAUGCUACCCGGUCAUACCUUUGGCGCCUAAUGCUGGACUUGGUGGCUGGGUGCAGGAUAGCGACACUCUUCACGUCUUGGUCAAAGAUUAUCGCGAGUCGCGAAAGGUUUUACUUAACAUAGAGUAUCGCCUCAUGUUACAGAUGGCCCCCGACUACGAAAAUCUCAUCUUGCUCCAGAAAGUCGAGGUAUUCGAAUAUGCUCUCGAGAACACCACGGGUCAAGAUCUGUACCGCGUACUGUGGCUCAAGAGUGCCAAUUCUGAACAUUGGUUGGAAAGACGUGCCACGUACACAAGGUCACUGGCGGUGAAUAGUAUGGUCGGCCACAUCCUAGGCUUAGGCGAUCGUCACCCAUCAAAUAUACUCCUCGAGCGUAAGACCGGGAAGGUCGUUCACAUUGACUUCGGCGAUUGCUUCGAAGUCGCUAUGCACCGCGAGAAAUUCCCCGAAAAGAUCCCCUUCCGAUUAACUCGAAUGCUUACCCACGCCAUGGAGGUGAGCGGUAUUGAGGGAAGUUUCCGCAAUACUUGCGAAAUCACCAUGGGUGUACUGCGAGACAAUAAGGAAUCUCUCAUGGCUGUGUUGGAGGCUUUCGUCUACGACCCUCUUAUCAAUUGGAGGCUCAUGCAACAUGAUACUGAUGCUCGUCGCGGCGAGGAUCCUGUUCGAGCUGCCGAAUUACAACGCGUCGCGGCUUACGCGCAGGGUCCGACACGUAAACUCAAAGCGGAUGAGAACGACAUUUUCAACGAAGCUCUGGGCGACCCUGGCGCGAAGCAGGAAGUCCGGAAUGAGCGGGCGCUCGCUGUAUAUAAUCGGGUUCAACACAAGCUCACGGGACGAGACUUCAACCCUGAUGUUGUACUCACCGUCCAGCAGCAAGUAGAGAAAUUAAUCCUACAAGCUACAUCGUUGGAAAACUUAUGCCAAUGUUUUUCUGGUUGGUGUGCAUUCUGGUAAACUACGGACACUGUGCCUUAUUGUAUUAUACUUUUGUAGUUUAUAUAUCCAUUAUGGGCGGUAAUAGGGAUGUUUCCAUCUCGCAUUUGCCAUUGCAGCUCAUGCUAUCCCGG
Molecule: messenger RNA, 7085 nt
Organism: Gloeophyllum trabeum ATCC 11539
Lineage: Eukaryota; Fungi; Basidiomycota; Agaricomycetes; Gloeophyllales; Gloeophyllaceae
Product: FAT-domain-containing protein
Exons: 30
Coding region: 1-6972 (2323 amino acids)
Biological process (GO): TOR signaling; protein phosphorylation; negative regulation of macroautophagy
Cellular component (GO): nucleus; TORC1 complex; TORC2 complex
Molecular function (GO): protein-containing complex binding; protein serine/threonine kinase activity; protein binding
Source: RefSeq, a predicted model, not a curated record